Molecule: messenger RNA, 1075 nt
Organism: Chironomus riparius
Lineage: Eukaryota; Metazoa; Arthropoda; Insecta; Diptera; Chironomidae
Source: the annotation of a GenBank genome assembly
CCCUCGUUUUUCAAAACGAACACACGACGUAAGUAAUCAUGGGAUUCGUUAAGGUAGUCAAAAACAAGCAAUACUUUAAGCGCUACCAAGUUAAGUUCAAGAGGCGUCGUGAGGGAAGAACAGAUUAUCAAGCUAGAAAGCGUCUGAUCUUCCAAGAUAAGAACAAGUACAACACCCCAAAAUAUCGUUUAAUUGUUCGUUUGAGCAACCGUGACAUCACAUGUCAAAUUGCAUAUGCUCGCAUUGAAGGAGAUCGUAUUGUCUGUGCUUCAUACGCUCAUGAAUUGCCACGUUAUGGAGUCAAAGUUGGUUUAACUAAUUAUGCUGCUGCAUACUGCACAGGAUUAUUAGUAGCACGUCGUAUCCUCCAGAAAUUGGGUCUUGAUAGUCUCUAUGCUGGAUGUACAGAUGUUAAUGGUGAUGAAUAUUCCGUAGAACCUUUAGAAGAUGGCCCAGGAGCAUUCCGUUGUUACCUUGAUGUUGGUUUAUCAAGAACAACUACUGGAGCUCGUAUCUUUGGUGCAAUGAAAGGAGCCGUUGAUGGUGGAUUAAACAUUCCCCACUCAGUCAAGCGAUUCCCUGGAUAUAAUGCUGAAGAUAAGAACUUUGAUGCCGGAGUUCAUCGUGAACACAUCUUUGGACAGCACGUAGCCAAAUACAUGAAAGAACUCGAAGGUGAUGAUGAAGAAGCCUACAAACGUCAAUUCUCCCGCUACAUCAAAUUAGGUAUUCGUGCUGAUGAUAUCGAAACCCUUUACAAGAAGGCACAUGAAGGUAUCAGAGCUGAUCCCGUCUACAACAAAAAAGCUGAGAAGAAAAUCACUAAAAAGAGAUGGAACAAAGCUAAGCAAACCCUCGACGAACGUAAGGGCAUCAUCAAUAAGCGCAAGACAGAUUUCCUUGCAAAGUUGGAAGCAGAAUCUGAAGCAUAAAUCACUUCUUGAUUCUCUCCGGAGACCUUGCGAGCAUAUAGCGAUAUCUAACGUUAUGUUCCAAUAUGAAUUAAUUUACAUCCGUUUCAUAUGAAUUUAUGAAGAUUUUAUAUCCAGUCUUUGAGAAUAAAAAUGCAAGGUUU